AUGGCUCCGUGGCCUCACGGGAACAGCUCUCUGGCCUCGUGGCCGGCUGCCCCCACCCCGACGCCCAGUACUGCCAACACGAGUGGGCUGCCAGGGGUGCCGUGGGCGGUGGCCUUGGCGGGGGCGCUGUUGGCGCUGGAGGUGCUGGUCACCGUGGGAGGCAACCUUCUGGUAAUCGUGGCCAUCGCUCGGACACCGAGACUCCAGACCAUGACCAACGUGUUCGUGACUUCGCUGGCCACAGCAGACCUGGUGGUGGGACUGCUGGUAGUGCCGCCGGGGGCCACCUUGGCGCUGACUGGCCACUGGCCGCUGGGAGCCACUGGUUGCGAGCUGUGGACCUCAGUGGACGUGCUGUGUGUGACAGCCAGCAUCGAAACCCUGUGCGCCCUGGCCGUGGACCGCUACCUGGCAGUGACCAACCCGCUGCGCUACGGCGCGCUGGUCACCAAACGGCGCGCCCGGGCGGCAGUGGUGCUGGUGUGGGUCGUGUCCGCCGCGGUGUCGUUUGCGCCCAUCAUGAGCAAAUGGUGGCGCGUGGGAGCCGACGCCGAGGCGCAGCGCUGCCACUCCAAUCCGCACUGCUGCGCCUUCACCGCCAACGUAGCCUACGCGCUGCUCUCCUCCUCCGUCUCCUUCUACCUCCCGCUUCUGGUGAUGUUCUUCGUCUACGCGCGCGUUUUCCUCGUGGCCACGCGCCAACUGCGCCUGCUGCGCCGGGAGCUGGGCCGCUUCCCGCGGGAGGAGUCCCCGCCGACUGCGUCUCGCUCUCUGUCCCCCGCCCCGGCCGGGCCGUGCGCUUCGCCCGCAGGGGUGCCCUCUUACGGUCGGCGGCCCGAGCGCCUUCUGCCUCUCCGGGAACACCGGGCCCUGCGCACCUUGGGUCUCAUCAUGGGUACCUUCACUCUCUGCUGGUUGCCGUUCUUUGUGGCCAACGUGAUGCGCGCUCUCGGCCGCCCCUCUCUGGUUCCCAGCCCGGCUUUCCUGGCCCUUAACUGGCUAGGCUAUGCCAACUCCGCCUUCAACCCGCUCAUCUACUGCCGCAGCUCCGACUUUCGCAGCGCCUUCCGCCGCCUCCUGUGCCGCUGCGGGCGGGAGGAGCACCGCGCCGCCGCCUCCCGGCCUGGCGACCCCUCGGGCGCCCCCGCGGCCCUGACGGGCCCCGCGGAGUCCAGGCAGCGCCCACCGCUCGACGGGUAG
Molecule: messenger RNA, 1200 nt
Organism: Neomonachus schauinslandi (Hawaiian monk seal)
Lineage: Eukaryota; Metazoa; Chordata; Mammalia; Carnivora; Phocidae
Gene: ADRB3
Product: adrenoceptor beta 3
Exons: 1
Coding region: 1-1200 (399 amino acids)
Biological process (GO): norepinephrine-epinephrine-mediated vasodilation involved in regulation of systemic arterial blood pressure; adenylate cyclase-activating adrenergic receptor signaling pathway
Cellular component (GO): membrane
Molecular function (GO): epinephrine binding; beta3-adrenergic receptor activity; norepinephrine binding
Source: RefSeq, a predicted model, not a curated record